AUUAUGACAGUAUUUAAAUCCAUCAGUACACGUAUGUUGUUUUAAUUGAUGUCAAAGUAUAGUUUUGAAAAUAUAUAAUUUUUUUUAAAAUUAAACAUAUAAUAAAUCUGAUAAUAUGACGUCUUUAAGACUAAAACAACUAAGUGCAAUAAAACAAAUGUUGAAUUUAAAUCAACCCCAGACAAAGUUAACAGCGUCUGAUCCAGUUUGGAAGAUAUUAAUUUACGAUAGAGUAGGACAAGAUAUAAUGUCACCGUUAAUUUCAGUAAAAGAAUUACGAGAAGAAGGUGUAACGCUUUUCGUACAAUUACAUUCAGAUCGAGAUCCCAUUCCCGACGUUCCUGCGAUUUAUUUUUGUACCCCAACACAAGAAAAUUUGGAUAGAAUUAGUCAGGAUUUUCAAAAAGGAACCUACGACAUUUAUCAUCUCAAUUUUAUAUCUCCCAUUUCGAGAGAAAGAUUGGAGGAUUUAGCUUCUUCUGCGAUAACUGCUAAUAGUGUCGCUAAUAUACAUAAGGUCUACGACCAAUAUGUUAAUUUUAUUUCGUUAGAAGACGAUUUGUUUGUAUUGAAACACCAAAAUAGCGAUGUUAUUUCUUAUUAUAAUAUAAAUAGGGGCGAUAUAAAAGAUUCUGAAGUUGAUUUUAUAAUGAAUAACAUUGUUGAGUCACUAUUUUCCGUAUUUGUCACGUUAGGUACAGUACCCAUAAUUAGAUGUCCUAAAGGUAAUGCAGCCGAAAUGGUUGCUGAUAAAUUAAAAACCAAAUUGACCGAAAAUCUGUUUGAUACUAGAAAUAAUUUGUUCAUCUCGGAUGCUCAAUCUGGCAAUUUCAAUUUCCAAAGACCUCUAUUGAUAAUUUUGGAUAGAAACGUAGAUGUUGCAACACCUCUACACCAUACUUGGACUUAUCAAGCUCUAGCACACGAUUUAUUAGAAUUAUCGUUAAAUCGAGUUAUAAUUGAAGAAUCUACUCCUAGCGGAGGUGUUAGGGCGAAAAGUAGAUCUUGCGAAUUGGAUUCAAAAGACAAAUUUUGGUGUACGCAUAAGGGUAGUUCGUUUCUUACAGUAGCCGAAGCGAUCCAAGAAGAAUUGGAGCAGUAUAAAUCGUCGGAAGAAGAAGUUAAGAAAUUGAAAAGCUCUAUGGGAAUCGAAGGGGAAAGUGAUUUCGCGAUAACCAUGGUAUCGGAUAAUACUGCAAAAAUAACGUCGGCUGUAAAUUCAUUGCCGCAGCUAUUAGAAAAGAAGCGUCUCAUUGACAUGCACACGUCCGUUGCGACGGCUAUUCUAAAUUGUAUCAAGUCUAGAAAAUUGGAUACUUUUUACGAAUUGGAAGAAAAAAUUAUGGGUAAAGCUCAGGGUUUGGAAAAACAGCUUAUGGACGUGAUAACGGAUCCGGAGAUGGGACAACCUGAAGAUAAAUUGAGAUUAUUCAUGAUUUAUUUUAUUUGUACGCAAAACAUCACCGAUCAAGAUAUGAGGAAAUAUGAAACUGCUCUAACCGAAUCUGGGUGUGAUUUAUCGCCGCUUUUAUAUAUAAAAAGGUGGAAGAGUUAUAUGAAAAUGGCAAGUAGUGUGGUUAAUCGUUACGAAAGUGCUGGAACAAAAACUGUGAAUAUGUUUUCGAAAUUGGUGUCCCAAGGAUCAAGUUUAGUUGCCGAAGUUAAAAAUUUAGCCUUGUCGAGGCAUAAUUUACCUGUGACUAGAAUAGUCGAUAACUUGAUGGAGUUUAAGAAUAGUUCUGAAAUGGAUGAGUACCGUUAUAUGGAUCCGAAACAACCGAAAUUAUCAGAAACUCCUAGAAACAGAUCAUCGUUUCAGGAAGCUAUAGUUUUCAUUGUAGGGGGAGGAAACUACAUCGAGUAUCAAAAUUUAAUGGAUUACGCAAAGAAAAAAACAACUGCGGGUAACACGAAGAGGAUUUCUUACGGUUCUACGACGUUUUAUAAUGCCAAACAAUUCCUAAAACAAUUAUCUUUAUUAGGACAAGAGUUAUAGUAUUAAAAAUUUGUUUAUUUCUA
Molecule: messenger RNA, 2019 nt
Organism: Diorhabda carinulata
Lineage: Eukaryota; Metazoa; Arthropoda; Insecta; Coleoptera; Chrysomelidae
Gene: Slh
Product: protein sly1 homolog
Exons: 11
Coding region: 116-1996 (626 amino acids)
Biological process (GO): intracellular protein transport; endoplasmic reticulum to Golgi vesicle-mediated transport
Cellular component (GO): Golgi membrane; cytosol
Molecular function (GO): syntaxin binding
Source: RefSeq, a predicted model, not a curated record